AGCAGGUCUCCGCUGUGAGUGAAGUUAGCUAGCUAACGUUAACUAAAUGUUUGCUAUUUUACAGUUUAAAUAUGUAUAAUUAAUGCAGGCAUUCACAAUAGUAUGUAAUAUAUAAUUACUGUCUAGAUGUAAACCAGGAAUAAGAGCAAAUGCUUUACCUUUGAAUCGGGAGAUGCCAUUGCAUGUAACUUAGCAGCUAGCUGGCUAACUAAUGUUAGCUACCUAUCCAGUCGUUAACGUCUCGGCCAAAAUCGUGAAAAACAUGUUUACUCCGUCAAGACAAAACAGAGAAUCUGCUUAUUUUAAUGAAGAAAGUCAAUUUGGUGGAGAGUCAAUUAUUUUCCCCACAUUGAAGGCUUUGAGGACAAGCGACCCAAUACCCAGGCGACUCGUUGAAAGCCCAGCCAAGGUUUUUGCGAGGAUGAAGGCUAGAGUUCAGACAGAGAGAAUAGCGGUUGAGAAUGAGGGGACCAAAACACCUAAACCUGUCCAAGAAAAACGAGUUAGAGGAAAAAAUGUCAGAGAAAAGCGAGUCCAAGAAAAACAUGGUGGAGUAAUGAGUUCGCCAAGAAAAAUACAUCAGCCUUGGGUGAACUAUGAACAAAAGGAAAACGAGGACCUUGAAUUCACUAAUGAGGCAGAGGCUCUGACCCUUUCACCAGGUCAAUCACCAAGGAAGGGCUUGACGCAUCCAUACUUUGUGGUCCACAAACAAGACCUUCAACGACCAUCACCUCAGAAAGACAUGGGUAGUGCAUUCAAGCCAACCAACAGAAAUACACCCAUGAAAGGCCCACCUCUGGAUGCUUUCUCAGUAGCAUGGUCUCCAAGGAAAGCGUUGUCUCAUCCCAAGGAAAGCCAGACCUUUGACUUCACUAAUGAGGCUGAGGCUCUGACCCUUUCACCAGUUCAAUCACCAAGGCAGAGUUUGACACAUACGUACUUGGUCCACACAGAAGACCUUCAAAGACCUUCACCCUUGAAAGACAUGCAUAGUGCAUUCAAGCCAACCAACAGAAAUACACAAAAUAAGGGCUUAACUCUGGAUGCUUUCUCAACACAGUCCCCAAAGAAAGCUUUGUCAUACCUGUACACUCAACUCAGCUCAAAUGACAUCCAACAACCAGCCCCCCCAAAAUACUUCAAAGGGGCCUUCCAGACAACCAACAGAACUACACCAGUGAAAAGGUCAACGCAAAGGUCGAAGUCAACUGAAGAUUAUAAUGGAAAAACUGCAUUUGGGGCACAUGACAUUGUACAAGAUCCUUCGGUUUUCAGGUGUCAUGUUGCUUUGGAUAGACUGCCCUUUCUGGAAUCUCCAGCAAAUAUGUGUUCUCUCCUGUUAGAGAGAAGGCAAAAGAGGGACCAACAAGAUGGUUAUCAAGUGAGCAGCCCGCAGGAUCCCAUAACUGGAGGAUGUGCCCGUGUGCGCAGCAUGUCGACCCCUGCACAUGUCGCCGGGGGGAAUGAAGAGGAUGCCAGUGUGAAUGUGACCUGUGGUGUCGCCGCAGUGCCCACUAGCCUAUCAGAGACCAGUGUUCCCUCGAGUCCAGAGGCCGGCCCCAGCCAGUGUGGGUACUACUGUGCCGAGCCUCCCCCUAGGCCCCUCCCAGACCUGGUGCACGACCACCUCCUGCAGGUCUCACCAAAGAUCUCCAUCCCCAAGAAGCAAGAGGCUGUAUUCCAAUCCAAGCAGAUUGCAGAGUCCAAUGGAUCUAAUGCUACAGGAAUUCACCUUAGGCGCUGGAUCCUGAAGGGUAGUAGCAGCAGCCUGUAUGUGGAAGGUUUCCGUGCGGACAACAAAAUGCCCUGGCAUAGCAACACCAUCGCAGAGCGAAUGUCAAGCAACAUCCUGAAAACCACAUCGGGCAGCACUUACGUCCUGGUGGGGAAAAUGGCCCCGGAUCUCAGCGGAACUCAACUCCCAACAUGGCUGUUGAAGAAGUUUCUCUUUGGCUUCCCAAAGAAUUGGAAGGAAUACCUUGAGCGCUUUUUGUCAGAGCCGAAAGGUUCAGAAGCUGACAACAGUAAAGGUCCAAAAGGGAGCAAGGACCUGGUAACGCCCCAGAACCAAAACCACCUCUCCACCAAGAUGCAGUCUUCCACAUCCCUGAAGCUAAAGGCCACUAAGAGACCUGCUCCUUGCAGUGCCACCUCUGAGGCGAGCCGUGCUAAGGUUUCCCGGAGUGGCCGCCUUCUCAAGACCCCUCUGGAGUACUGGAAAGGGGCCAGAGUCAUCUUGGAUUGUGACAUGAACGUCACCAUUCUAUCAGGUUAUGACGAGUCGUCCAUCCUUCAAUCGCGAAUAAGUACACCUGUAGCCAGAAAAUUGUCACUGCUACCACCAAAAUCAGCCAAGGUGUUCUUAACUCCAGCAGAAGAGCGGCUGCGAGGUGACACCAGUGAGGAGGCUGUGCCACUGAGAAAAGUGACGGCCUAUCACAGGCCUCAGAGGUCGAAGCCAGAGAAGAACCCCUCUCCCGGGACCCCCAAGUCUCAGAGGGGUAAGGCUGAGGACAACCCCACUCCCAGGGGCCCCGAAAGGCCCAAGAAGACCAGCCCAGAGCCUCCCAGGUUCAUAUCUUUAGAGAACCCCUCUAACAGGGGCCACGGAAGACCCAAGAAGACUAGUCCAAACUCUCAGUGGUCUAAGCCUGAGAACCUCUCCACCAGAGGCCCCGGAAAACCGAAGAGGGCCAGCCCAGCAUCUCUGAGGUCCAAGUCCGAAGUGAUCCUCUCUCCUAAGCACCUGGGACAGCCCAGGAAAACCAGCCUAAGGUCUCAGAGUGCAGCAGCGCCGGCCGCAUAUGCAGACCCUGCCCCACAAUUCCUGACCCCUCCACAUCGCUCCCUCCAGGGCGCCAACAAACAGAGCAGCCAUGACGACUCGGACAACACCAAUACACCCACAGAACUGUUGCCAGGGAAACCGAUUAAGGGUUCAGAUAAAGCAGACCGGAAAGUGCUUGAAAUGCCAAAGAUAAGGGUUAGUCGUCAGAAGAAGCUCCCAGCGAAGCUCCAUAAUGACAUUGAGAUGGAGGGGAAAGACACAGGGAGUCGUGCGCCCACAAAGACCGGGUCAGCUGCCAUGGGUAGGAGUAGGAACGUUCAGGGCAGUGGAAGUGGUACUGCCGAGGAGUCCCAGUCUGAUGACAAUUUCGCACCUAAGAAAAGGCCUAAGGCAAAGGCAGUCAAAUCAGGACCCAUAAAGCCACGGGGUAUGAGGACAUGUGGAAGGGUUCCGAAAGGUUCCGAAUCAGCGACGAGUCAGUUGUUGACUUCCUCGGACGACUGUAAGAGGGAAUUGACGAAAAGGGCUGUCCCGCAGACACCAAGAGAAAAAGUGGGAAAAUUUGCCAGGGUUCAGCAGGGAAAAAAGGAAGAAAAUGCAGAUCAGUGGACAGAGGCGGAACUUCUGAGACUACAUGAGGCUGUUACAUCAUUUCCUAAAAACAUGAAUAACUUCUGGUUGAACGUUGGCAUGGGGGUGGGCACCCGUUCAGCCGAGGAGUGCCAGGAGCAGUACAACGCCCAGGCCGCCACCAAGUCCACGAAGAAAAAGGAAGUGCCCCAAAAGAAGGAGCUAUUGACGGAACCACCCCGGAUAACCGCGAGAAAGGGCACACUGAAGCGGAAGCAGCAGGUGAGGAACCUCCUGGACCACAUGCCCAAAGACGACCACGAUGACAUCUUCAACAGCUCUCCCAUGCAGAACAAGCGGGUCAAGUUGCCCACAGUGUCUCCCAAUGGGAAAGAAGAUGUGUUCAUGCGCUCUGAGCAGGACCCACAAACCCCCAGUUCAUCACGCUUCCCAUCAGUGAAAACUCCUCAGUGUCUCCACAUCACCCCAGGCAUGAUGGGCUCAGUGAACCGAGGCAACGAUGACAAGUAUGUCUACCAACUUCAAAAAAAAAUGAAAAAAAGCCAAGCUAAGCUGCAUAAAUUGGGGGCCGCUUCAAAGCACAUGCCAACUCCAUCAGCCAAACAUGUUUUGAAGAGAUGCAAUAUCGCGGAGAAUGAUUCUUCUUUUGUGGUGUGGGAAAUGUUCCCUGAUAAGGAGGACCAUUCAGUGGAAAGUGGGGAAGAAGAGGACUAUUAUUUCAUGGAUGACGACUGACUUACAGAUUCCCCAUUGGUAGACAUCAGAGGCAAAUGGGCCGAAACGGGGAGGGAUCUACCUGAAUUUGUCAAAUAGAAAACGCUUGUUGUCGUUGCAAAACAUUUCUUGUUGCAAAACGUUUUGCUACUGUUUGCACUAAUGAAUACACCCCUUGUUCAGAUGAUUUCGUUUUAAAUCAGAAAGUGAAAUACUCCAAGAUUCUCAAUAGAUAAAUAUAGACUGUAUAGUAAUGUCAAUUAGGUUAUUUGAUUCAAACCCCACUGCUGUUGUUUAAAAUGUUUUGUUUGUAUUAUUGUGCCACUGAAGGCAAAUUUGUUUAUAUUGUGCCACAAAAGGCAAAGGUUUUUGCAAUAAAUGUUAGGACAAUUUUGUU
Messenger RNA from Coregonus clupeaformis (lake whitefish), 4493 nucleotides. RefSeq lists its product as uncharacterized. Bases 212 to 4117 code for a protein of 1301 amino acids. The record is from RefSeq and is a predicted model, not a curated record. The transcript has 16 exons. Lineage: Eukaryota; Metazoa; Chordata; Actinopteri; Salmoniformes; Salmonidae.